GAGUGACAUCUUGAAUUCUUCCAUUGCUAUUAUGAUUAUCCUUUUUAGUUUUAAUGAACAAAAUUCUAAUUGCCUGUAAAAUUGUUAAACUCUGUUCCAUGUUCUUGAUUUUUAAUUCUAAAUUUAUGGGGUUUUUUCACAUACCCAGUUGUUCAUAGACCAGUUUUUUGUUGCUGAAUCCCACAUUUCUCCAUUGGCAGAAUCCAAGCUUCUCUCUCUCUCUCUUUCUCUCUUUCUCUCUGUUCUCUGUUUCUCUUUCUCUGUGUGAGUGUUGGUUUCUGGGUUUUGAUUUAAACACAGACAGCGCAAAAUCCAACUCUUUUGCACAACCCCAGCAUAGGGCUUCGUUCCCUUCUCCUUUCUCUUGCUCUUUUGUUGGAUCUGAUUAACGAACCUUAAAUCUUUUACAUAUUCUUCCUUCUCCGAUCCCUUUAAAUUCCUCUGUCUUCCCCUUUUUGUAUCUGUGUUCGUUGUUCUUAUUGGGGAAUACCCAUUUCCUUUGAAGGAUUCAUUGUUUGUUCUUCACUAGCGACGGUAUUUAGCGAACCCCAUCUCUGAUCCGAUCGUUUUUUGGGGCAUUUUCCAUUGAGAUGGCAAUGCCCUUUGAAUGAUGAACAAAUUCGUGGACGAAAACGACGACGAAGAGUGUUUUUACGAGUCCCUUGAUCGCAUUGCUUCCUCAAGUUCUUGUUCCACUUCCAAUUCCGAUGACGAUAGAGAUUCAAAUGGAAACUCCCCUAAUUAUGAUUCCGAGCACCCUUUUCCGGUACCCAAAUUCCCUAUGGCGGCUUCCGACUAUGAUAUUUGGAUCUCCGAGCCCGCCUCUGUGUUGGAGCGCCGGCGCCGUCUUCUUCAAGAAAUGGGUCUUAGCGGUGACCCUUCUCUCUCACGAGCUAAUACGACCUUGGAAUUGGAUCAUAGUGAAAUGGGUGUUGGAGAUUUUGGUCGAUCGGUGUCGUCGGAUUCUUUGAGUAGUCAACAACAGCAGCCCACUGCAAUCAUCCGCUCGAAAUCGGCUUCCGGCAGCGAUACUAAUGACCAGUGUAAUUAUUCGUCGUCCAUUAAUUCUCCUUCAAUUUUUUCAUUUCAUUCUGUCAAUGAAACCAUCACUUCAUUUGCAAAUAGCUAUAAUCCUGUAGUCGUUAAGUCCCAAAGCUGUAAGAGCGAGGGAGUUCCAUUGGUUGCUUUAGCUGCUUCACAGCAUAAGCCGCCAUCUGGGAAAAACAGUAGAUGGGUGGAUGAGAUUCGAAGUGAUUCCUUAAUUGUGAGUACCAAUUCCGAUCCUGAUCCAUCGUCGAUGUCCCAGAACGGCGUGAAUCAACGACAGGUUAGCGAGGAUUCGCAUUGUUCUACUAGUGAAGAGGUCAAUGAGAAAGUCUGUACUAUCAAAGAUCUUGACAAUGGGAAGGAGUUUGUUCUGAAUGAGAUUACUGAAGAUGGAAUGUGGAACAAGCUGAAGGAAGUGGGCACUGGGAAACAGUUGACCAUGGAGGAGUUUGAUAAAUGUGUUGGCCAUUCACCUAUUGUUCAAGAACUGAUGCGAAGGCAGAUUGUGGAGGAUGGUUGUAACGAAAACGUUGAUUUAAACGUGAAUGGGGAUAUCGGUAGUAGUUCGAAGUUGAAAAAGAAAGGAGGCUGGUUUAAGGGUAUAAAGAGUGUCACUGGCACGGUGAAGGGUCAAAAGGAGAGACGUAGCAGUGACGAGAGGGAUACAUCGUCUGAGAAGGGUGGACGGAGGUCGAGCUCUGCAACAGAUGAUAGCCAGGAUGUUUCCUUUCAUGGUCCAGAGAGAGUAAGAGUUAGGCAGUACGGAAAAUCAAGUAAAGAAUUGUCUGCACUCUACAAGAGCCAAGAGAUACAGGCUCACACUGGCUCAAUAUGGACCAUUAAGUUUAGUUUGGAUGGGAAGUACCUUGCAAGCGCAGGAGAGGACCGUAUCAUUCACGUUUGGCAGGUCAUUGAGUCGGAGAAAAAGGGCGAACUACUGAUGGAGAAACCAGAAGAAGGGAAUUUGAGUUUCUUAUUUGCAGCUAACGAGUCGCCCGAGCCAACUUCAUUAUCUCCAAAUGUGGAUAGCUAUCAUGAGAAAAAGAGAAGAGGGAGAUCUUCCAUUAGCCGGAAAUCAGUGAGCUUGGAACAAAUUAUAGUGCCGGACACUGUAUUUGGGCUUUCAGAAAAACCUUUCUGUUCAUUCCAGGGGCAUCUCGAUGUCGUGCUCGACCUAUCUUGGUCCAAAUCUCAGCAUUUGCUCUCAUCUUCAAUGGACAAAACUGUACGGCUCUGGCACUUGUCAAGCAAUUCCUGUCUCAAAAUCUUUUCUCACAGUGAUUAUGUAACUUGCAUCCAGUUCAAUCCUAUCGACGAUCGAUACUUCAUUAGUGGAUCAUUAGAUGCUAAAGUUCGUAUAUGGAGUAUCCCAGAUCGUCAAGUCGUUGAUUGGAGCGACUUGCAUGAGAUGGUGACCGCUGCUUGCUAUACACCUGAUGGCAAGGGUGCAUUGGUUGGUUCUUACAAGGGAAGCUGCCGAUUGUACAGUACUUAUGAGAACAAGAUGCAGCAAAAAAAUGAGAUAAAUCUGCAGAACAAGAAGAGAAAAUCUAGCCACAAGAAAAUAACUGGAUUCCAGUUUGCUCCAGGAAGUUCGACAGAAGUGCUCAUUACGUCUGCAGAUUCGCGCAUCCGAUUGGUCGAUGGAGUUGAUUUGGUCCAGAGAUUUAAAGGGUUCCGAAAUACAAACAGCCAAAUCUCGGCCUGCCUUUCGGCGAACGGCAGGUAUGUGAUAUCAGCCAGUGAGGAUUCUCAUGUGUACAUAUGGAAGCACGAAGCUGAUUCUCGACCUAGUAGGAGCAAAGGAGUGACAGUGGUUCGAUCAUACGAGCAUUUCCACUGUCAGGAUGUCUCUGUGGCUAUUCCUUGGCCUGGAACGGGCGACAUAUGGGGACUUGAUGACGAUUUUUACGGAGAUUACGACAAUGUGAUUGAAAAUCAUCUCGACGAAGUCUCGUCGGCUAACCAUCCCCCUUCACCUGUGGAGGUAGAAAAUGGCAGUGAGGAUUCACUAUUAGCUUCUGGUUGCACAAACAGCCCUCUUCAUGGAACUCUUUCAAGUGCAACCAACAGCUACUUCUUCGACAGAAUCGCAGCAACUCGGCCGGAGGAAAAGCUCGUUCCGAACACUCAGAUUAACCGUAGUCCUCAUUCCAGUUUGGACAUUGGCCAUGGAAUGUUUGAAGGCUCGCCGGGAUGGGGUAUGGUGAUCGUAACUGCAGGUCUUCGAGGCGAAAUCAGAACGUUCCAAAAUUUUGGAUUAGCAGUUAAGAUUUAAAGAGGUGAAAUGCAAAUGGAAGCCUCUUAAAAACCAGCCCCUAACUCCAUUACCAUUGCCAUAGAUUCAUUUCCUCCCCACUGAUUGGAAUAUAUAUGUACAGAAACAGAGAUGUUGGGUGAGAUUUGUAAUGUUAUAGCAGAAUCAAGUUCCUUGUUACCCUAUGCUUGUGCUGGUCGGCGACACCGACACCGACACCGACGAGCAUGUCCGGUGGGAAAAAAGUACAGAUUUGUGAAGGGAAAAACUGAUACAAAAUUUACACUUAUGGGUUUAGCAACAGGUGAUUGAUGUAAGUUCUGUAAACGGGAAUUGUAGAGUUUUGAGCACUUAGUGAAUUGAAAAGAGAGGAAAAAAGUUUUUUUUUUU
Cucurbita moschata (crookneck pumpkin) is the source of this 3694-nucleotide messenger RNA. Its product is annotated as WD repeat-containing protein 44-like. NCBI's taxonomy places the organism in Eukaryota, Viridiplantae, Streptophyta, Magnoliopsida, Cucurbitales, Cucurbitaceae. The coding region runs from base 608 to 3325 and encodes 905 amino acids. The record is from RefSeq and is a predicted model, not a curated record. The transcript has 7 exons. Gene Ontology annotation, molecular function: protein binding.